Molecule: messenger RNA, 439 nt
Organism: Dimorphilus gyrociliatus
Lineage: Eukaryota; Metazoa; Annelida; Polychaeta; Dinophilidae
Source: the annotation of a GenBank genome assembly
UCAAAGAGUUAACCUGGACCGAAACAUGAAACAAACCAUAUCAAGAAAAUAUGCUACUGCACAAUGUAAAACUAAUGGAACAAAUGGUCGUUUGAUAAAGUUCAACAACGAAAAAGAACUUUCCAUCUUUGUAAAAGAACUACGACUAGAAAUAACUUCCCUAGGGAAAUGGCCAACUAAUGCAGAUCACAUAUCAAUUUUAAUUGGUAUGAUUACCGAAGGACACGCAUGGAAAUGGAUCGAUAGCGCUCAGGUAUUCAUCGAAGACUUUCCAAGUUUGGACAUCAUCUCCAGGAAUCCGGAAGAAUUUAUCACCCAAGACAAUAUUAGAAAAUACGUUGUUCUUGAUUUGUACAGGGUAGCUGAAUGGAAUCUACGAGUGGAAAGCGACUCCUCUCUUGAAGCAAACACAUAUGGAUGCGAAUGGGAAUGUUCUUAA